UGCAGAAGUUGCUGGGGGGUGGAUCAUUUAGUGAUCCUGAUUUCCUAAACCGACUUUCCACUUCACUUUGGGGCAAGUCUUCCCUGCAGUAACCACAGUGCUUAGCAGAGACUGGGUGGUGCUGUAUUUCUCUGCAUCCUAGAAAGAUCCAAACCAUGAGACUAUCAGCAAGAAUUAUCUGGCUUAUAUUAUGGACUGUUUGUGUAGCAGAAGAUCAACCUUGUGAUUUUCCACAAAUCAAAAAUGGAGGUCUAUAUGAUGAAAAGGAACACAAACCCUACUUCCCAGUAGCUACAGGAAAGUCAUUUGAAUAUUACUGCAACAGAGGAUUUUUGCCUCCCUCAGGGACAUACUGGGACACUAUUCACUGCACUGCACAAGGGUGGGAGCCAGCAGUCCCAUGUCGCAGGCUAUGUGGCAUAUAUCAUAUAGAGAAUGGGGAAAUUCUACAACAGAAAGGAAACUACAUACAAGAUCAGUCUGUAAGAGUCCAGUGUUACCGUGGCUACAGUCUUCCAAAUGGUCAGGACACUAUUACGUGUACAGAGAAUGGCUGGUCUCCUCAACCUAAAUGCAUCCAUAUCAGACCUUACUCAGCUCGCGGAAGGUAUGGAGUCACGGUCCAUACUUGGUGGGUGGUGAUGCAGACUCAGGUGUGGAAUGUUUGCCGCUCACAUGUGUGGAAGUAUAUCUAGAAGCCAUAACAGGACAGUGCCAGGCCUCCUGCAUCUGGACCUACAUGCAGUUGCAAGCCAUUUGAUAAAGUUGCUGUGGCUGCUCAGAAAGAAGCAGACCCCUGAAUUGUCCAUCCUAAACACAGACGGGAAACAGAGUAACCACACCGAAAUGCUGCUGGAGUGGCUGUGUCAUUGCCUCGUCCACAUCUGCAUGCCUGUCCUUACACUUAAAGGAUGGUUGAAUUUCAUGCGUAAAAUGACUACAUUUGUGUGUGUGGCAGGAUGGGGGUUGGAAUAAAGAACCAGCUUCCAUGGUCAGAGAACUUCAGAAUUUAGUGCAGAAAAAAGAAGUUGAACUUUACUUCUAUUUCUUCAUUAAGAUGCUUUGCACAAAUUAGGAACACUGCUGAUCUUUAUUUUCUGGCUAAGCCAAUUCAGCUAGAACUACUUAGAGAGAGGGACCGGAUAUGCUUAUGGGUUUCAAGUCAAACUUCACUGUAUGUUUAUAAUUUGGGGACACUGUUUAAACUUUUGUUCUGAACACUAUUUCUCAUGUUAAUGUUCUUCAGUUUGCAAAAUUAGUAACUAAAAUACAUGAUUCAGUCCUUCAUAGGUAGCGAUUUUAAGACUUGAGAAUUGUUAUUUUUCAAAUGCAUAAUGAUUUAUAUUUCUGGCAUUUUGUGAUAAAUUUAGAUUCUUCAAAAAAGUUUUCACUGGAGAAAAUAAAACGCCCAGGAAACUAAUCCAAACAAAACAAUUCUGAAGAAAACAUUGAGAUAUGAUUGCUAAAUAACAUUAGGCAACAUUCUCUAAGCGUCAUUUUCAUGAAACAGUGAAAUCAUGCAACUGACCUUAGGAACUUGAUUGGAGACUCCUCCUUCUUAUUUCUUGUGUGAGGAAUUAUGCUGAAGAAUGUAUUAGUUAUCAUUAAAUCCCAAGUAUUUUGUAUGGAACUAGGAUUAGAAAUGUGCAUGCAAUCUAUGGUCUGUCACCCUAAGAGUUGUCUUGCUCAGCCCACCUCUUAGAACACUGCUAGGUGGCCAACAGUCCCGUGUCACCCCACCCCUGCAAUUUAUCCACUUCCAAUUCACAUGGAAGGUUUUCUGUAAGGGUGACCCUUUGUGUGGAAAAUCAUUUUAGUACUAGUACUGACACAUAGAAUCUACCAGAGAUAACUAGAGCUAAAACAAAGAGCUUGGAUUCAAUUCCCAGAAUAAAAAGCUUCCCCUUUACACAUGCAUAUCAAUGCACAGUGGACAAGGUAUGUGAAGAACUUGAUAAUAAUCUAAGGACGUUGAUUUAUAUAGAUAAGAGAAUAUAGAGCUUUAGAGGAUGCAAAUGUGGCAACAACUUCUAAUAAGUAUAUAGAUAGCAAAUAAAUUGUUAAAAAAGAAAUUGUUAAAGCUCAAAUUCACAUGAGAAUUUGCUAACAUCUAACUGUUUAUAUAACUGUUACCUGGAGUAUUUAAUGGAGAUAAACUCUAAAACAAAACAUAUACUCUUAAGUUUUUUUAGCUUCCCAAUAUUUAACAUUCAUUUUAUUAUGGAAGUGACUACUUACUGUUUUGUUUCAUAAAUUAAAUCAUUAAUUAAAAUAAACUUCAGCUAAAUUUAUUUUCCUCUUGAUACAUCAAGAGCAAUGCCAGAAUUUAAUAGUUGUAAUGAAUAUAUGAAUUUUUAUAGAUUGAGAACACCUUAAUUAAGUGUAAGACAGUUUCCUAUAAUACUCUAUAAAUCCAUCAAUAUUUGAAAAUAUUUAAUUGUGUAUGAAAUAUUCAAGAAAUACAAACAAGGAAGUAUUUCUUUACUCUCCUGACCAAUGAGUAUUUGUAAUGUAUGUAUUUGUUUUAUUUAAAAAUACUUAAAUAAUUCUCAGAAUGAUAAUACAUGCUCGCAAUUUCAACAGAUGGGUGGUAGAUCCAAGAGGACCAGGACUUCACGGUCAUUCUCUACUAUAAUGAGUUUGAGGCCAGGCUAGGCCACAUAAUAUAUUGUUAAACAAUGGUAAGCAUAAAUAUGAAUAUAUGUAUGUAUACAAACAAUUGUAGUACUAGAAACAACUUUAAAUAUAAUGUAUACAAAAUUUAAUACUUGAUUUAUAAAUUUACAUAUAUAUACAUCAUAGUAAAUGAAAUUUUGUAAACAUGAAAUUUAUAUGAAUUAAACAUAUCUAUACCAUGUAGUAAUUUAUACCUAAGCUAUAUAAAUAAAACUAUAAAAAUAAAUAAAUUGGGACGUGAAUUAGUUCAAGUACCAGAUGAAUUUAGCCUGUCAUGGACAUAGUUUACAAAUACUCGAAUGAUUUAAUAAACUAUUUGCUAAAUCAAA
Messenger RNA from Myodes glareolus (Bank vole), 3005 nucleotides. Lineage: Eukaryota; Metazoa; Chordata; Mammalia; Rodentia; Cricetidae. The record is from RefSeq and is a predicted model, not a curated record.